CUAUUAAAUACGACAACAUAGAUGUGUUUGGUUACACAGCCUGGUCACUCCUUGAUGGCUUCGAAUGGCAACAUGCUUACAACAUCAGGCGUGGAUUAUUUUAUGUAGAUUUCAAAAGUGAAAAAAAGGAAAGGAUUCCCAAGUCAUCUGCACUUUAUUAUAAACAAAUCAUACGAGAAAAUGGCUUCUUCCCAAGGGAGCCUACUCCAAGCUUGCAAGCUCAGUUCUCCUGUGACUUCUCCUGGGGUAUCACCGAGUCUGUUCUCAAGGCAGAAUCCGUGGCUUCCUCACCGCAGUUCUGCGAUUCCAGCCUGUACCUCUGGAACGUCACAGGAGAUGGGCUCCUGCACAAAGUUAAAGGGGUGAAGCUAAAAACUCGACCAGCACAGUGCACAGAUUUUGUCAGUAUUAAAAAGCAACUUGACCUCCUGGAAAGAAUGAAAAUCACCCAUUACAGAUUUGCACUUGACUGGUCACUAAUUUUACCCAAUGGAGAUUUAUCCGUGGUCAACAGGCAAGUUCUUAGGUAUUACAGAUGUGUGAUUAGCGAAGUACUGAAACUCAACAUUCAGUCCAUGGUCACCUUAUAUUAUCCAACUCAGGCCUACCUGGGCCUGCCGGGUCCUUUGCUGCAGGCAGGAGGAUGGCUGAACCAGUCUACUGCCUACGCUUUUCAAGACUACGCAGCUUUAUGUUUUCGGGAACUUGGCGAUUUGGUUAAACUUUGGAUUACAAUAAAUGAGCCUAACCGGCUAAGCAAUGUCUACAAUAGGAGUAGCAAUGAUACAUAUCGGGCAGCACACAAUUUAUUAAUAGCACAUGCCAUGGCCUGGAGAAUAUACAAUGAGCAGUACCGGUCCUUUCAGUAUGGCAAAGUGUCCCUGUCCCUGCAUUCGGACUGGGCUGAGCCUGCCAAUCCCUACUUUGAAUCUCAUUCAAAAGCUGCCAACAGGUUUCUUCAAUUUGAAAUAGGCUGGUUUGCCGAUCCCAUAUUUAAGACUGGGGACUAUCCAGCUACUAUGAGGGAAUACAUUGGCUUUAAAAACAGAAAAGGCCUCUCGUACUCUUCAUUGCCAUCUUUCACAAGCGAGGAAAAGCAGCUUGUCAAAGGUGCAGCUGACUUUUACGCACUGAAUCAUUUCACCACCAGAUUUGUGAUUCACGAACCUCAGAAUGGGAGCCAGUAUGAAUUUGAUCGUGACAUUCAAUUUCUGCAGGAUAUCACCUGCCUGAGCUCCCCUUCUCGCUUGGCAGUGGUGCCUUGGGGAGUGCGCAAAGUUCUCAGGUGGAUUAAAAAAACCUACGGUGACAUCGAUAUUUACAUCACAGCAAACGGAAUAGAUGACCAGUCCUUAGACAAUGACGAACUUCGGAAUUAUUACUUGGAAAAAUAUGUACAAGAGGUUUUAAAAGCAUACUACAUUGAUAAAGUCAAAAUUAAAGGCUACUAUGCAUUUAAGCUGACUGAAGAAAAAUCUAAGCCCAGAUUUGGAUUCUUCACUUCAGAUUCAAAAGGAAAGCCUUCAAUAAAAUUUUACAAUCCCUGGAUAAGCAACAACGGCUUUCCUGCUGCCUAUUCAGUCUGCGAUCCCUCCAGCCAAGAAAAGCAGUGUAGCUUCUGCUUGUUUAUUUCUCAGAAGAAGCCGUUGAUAUUCUUUGCCUGCUGCCUUUUCUCUACCCUUAUCUUGCUUUUAACCAUUAUUGUUUUCCACAAAAGAAAAAGAAGAAAACGUUUUAAGUCAAAAAGCAUCCAGUGCAUCUGUGUUUCAUUUUAAAAAGGGGGCACAAGCCCACUUUUGGUGAGAUAGAUCACUGUUUGCAUUCUACGGAGGA
Molecule: messenger RNA, 1833 nt
Organism: Cariama cristata (Red-legged seriema)
Lineage: Eukaryota; Metazoa; Chordata; Aves; Cariamiformes; Cariamidae
Gene: KLB
Product: klotho beta
Exons: 3
Biological process (GO): fibroblast growth factor receptor signaling pathway; carbohydrate metabolic process
Molecular function (GO): fibroblast growth factor receptor binding; fibroblast growth factor binding; hydrolase activity, hydrolyzing O-glycosyl compounds
Source: RefSeq, a predicted model, not a curated record